CUGACAACGCAGGGCUAUCAGGCGUUCAGUGGCACUUGUGACAGACUGGCAAGUGCAGGCAAGCAACUCAAAAGCGGCUCGGCGAGUCACUCAGUGAUGCGAGAGGACAAUUGCGGCAUGGCAGUGAGGGGAACCGAAUGGGUAAUCAUUGGCUGUCAUCGGCCCGCUCCGCGAAGAUAA
Fusarium oxysporum Fo47 is the source of this 180-nucleotide messenger RNA. RefSeq lists its product as uncharacterized. The transcript is spliced from 2 exons. The annotation marks the transcript as partial. NCBI's taxonomy places the organism in Eukaryota, Fungi, Ascomycota, Sordariomycetes, Hypocreales, Nectriaceae. The record is from RefSeq and is a predicted model, not a curated record.